Molecule: messenger RNA, 3604 nt
Organism: Gallus gallus (chicken)
Lineage: Eukaryota; Metazoa; Chordata; Aves; Galliformes; Phasianidae
Gene: CPLX4
Product: complexin 4
Exons: 4
Coding region: 2278-2760 (160 amino acids)
Biological process (GO): regulation of neurotransmitter secretion; neurotransmitter transport; synaptic vesicle exocytosis
Cellular component (GO): SNARE complex; terminal bouton
Molecular function (GO): syntaxin binding
Source: RefSeq, a predicted model, not a curated record
GGACUUUAAGAAUGUUUGUCAGUCGGUGUGGCCUCCUCUUGUGGUGGGCUACUAGGAUUUUCUUUCAACACUGAUAGGGCGUUUCAUUUUGUCAAGUGAAAUUUCAGGACUCGCAGAUGAAGGCAACUUGGAAUCCAAUAUGUUUGACAAUGUGGAGGAGACCAAGAAAAUAACAGUAUUUGAAGUAGCAAAUAUUUGGCAGUGUCAAGGGGAUCUCAUUGUCUUAAAGCUUAUUAAAUAAACGGUCAUACCUGAAUCUCUCAAGCAAAUUUCAGUCAUUUGUGAAUUACUUUGUUGAUUGUUUGGAGAAAAUAUCAGUACAUCAAUUACUGUAACACUGAAGAGUUUCUACUGUUUAAAAAACCAAAACACACAGCUGACAUUUCCUGAUGUUUGUUUCUGACUGAUGUAAACGGAGGGUUGGAGUUCAGAGAUAACCUUAUUUGAAUAAAGAUGCAUAUUUUUAAUAAACUUCUUUCUUGUAAUCUGUUACAUGUCACUGAAGUCCAGAGGAGCAUCCAAGGGAGCUUCAGGAUCUCAGCUCAGUCCUGCCUGAUGCUGGAUGUUUAAGGUGACCUCGUGUUUAGACUGCUGCAUGAAAGGCUGUUCUGGAGGAAUGAAGAGGACCUUUCAGAGAUGCACAGAUACAUCUGAGCUCUGUGGUCAGACAUUGCUGCUGCUGUUUUGGGAGCACAGUCUCUCGUUUGGACGCUUAGAUAUCUAUAGCAGUUUUGUGCUGUCUUUUCCAUGGGCUUCUGGACUUUGAUUUGCUUGUUUCAGGAUCCCUGGGUCUAUUCUGAUGUUGGAGAUGCUUCUGUUCUUUGCAUAUACAAAUCUGAGGCUUUUUUCUUUAAAAGUCACUCGGUUCUACCAGGUAACACAGGAACAGAGCCUUUAGCCUUGAUUGCAUUUAAACUGAAAGUAAAAGGCAUUGACUUGAAUCUGAGGGAGUAGCAACACCAGUACUUACAAGCAGCUGGCUCUAAGAUUCUAUUAAGUCAGUGAUCCUUGUAAACAGCAAGCUGCAGUCAUUGAUUUUAAACCUCAGUGCAUUUUAUAUAACACGUUGUAUUGUCCUCAGUUUCAAAUCUAACUUCAGAACGCCUCUUCUCACAUGAGACCCAUUUAUACUUAGUCAUGAAAGUGCAUAAUGAGUAUCAAAAUCAAUUUUGAUUAGAACAAACAAACAACUUCCUUGUUAUCUGUAGUCUAUCAAAGUAGUUUUGCUGUGGUUUGGAGUUCUUGCUGCCACGAUAACUCUAUCUGAAAAAUGGGUCCCAAGUUGCUUGUUUAAUCAUUAAUAAUCCAGGAUUACAGAAGGUCCCGUUUAUUUAUUCUUUUUAUCAUUUCUUUUCCCCCUCAUUUUUAAAUAGUAACAGGCCUGCUUUAAUUAGAAAGGCUCUAAUACAGAUUAGGGCAUUAGGCAGACUGGAAUCCUCCCAUCUCAGUGAAAUUAUGAGAGCUCUGAGAGAACCAUUUAGAUAAUCAAGACUGCAGAAUAUUCCAUUAAGCCACAUGCAGUCAGGCAUAGUAAAGCAAACGUUCAAAACCCCAAACCAUGGACAUCUGAGACCUACCAGGUGAUGUUUUCCCCCAAAUAAUGCAUGGUCUGGGUAGCAGAUCCUGCAAACCUUCACCUGAAUGGAGCCGUGGGGUCAGUGAUGUGAGCAGAGGUUGGAAAGAUGGGGAGGCUGCACAAAGAAUCCAUGUAAAGGAUGCGUCGUAGCUCAGAUUCAUUUCUCCUUUACUGAGAGUUAAGAUCCGAAACAAGGGGUACUGUGGCCAUGGUGAAGGAUGGGGAAGAGUGAAAUAAACCUCGCGGAGCACAAAGCAGGGAGAUGCCGUUUGCUUUUGACCAGGACUUUAUUUCAGAUCCAUUGUCUUCCUGGGAACGUUUUGGCCCUUGGGAAAGUGAGAGUUGUAAGAUGGAAGAAGUCGAAGCGCCAUUGCACGCUCUUCUUUUUUUUAACUAUAAUUAGCUUAAGGUAUUAAUAUAAAAAGUAGGUAGCUGCAUCUAAUGAUUUUUGUGUGUGUGUGUGUGUGUGUAAUCUGAACCAUCUGCCUCUAGAUAUUAAGGAGUUCACUCUUUAAUCCAGAUUAUGGCUGACAAACUGGUUUUGGCAUUCACGUUUCACUAGCACUGUGGCCCCCGGGGAGCUGCUGUGGCUGCAGAAACUCUCCUGCUUGCGACUGUUGAUUUUGGAAAUUACUCUUCUGUUGGUUGGUUGGGUUUGGCUUUCUCGUGGUGGUUUGCUUGUAGCUCCUGUCUUCUUGAGGAUGGCCUUCCUAAUGAAAAGCAUGCUGAGCAACCAGGUGAAGAAUUUGGGGCUUGGAGGUGGAGGAGAAGAAAGCAAAGAGGAAAGCACUCCUUCCGACCCAGCAGCUGCUGCAGGAAUGACCAGAGAGGAGUAUGAGGAGUACCAAAAGCAAAUGGUUGAGGAAAAGAUGGAAAGAGAUGCUGCGUUUGCACAAAAGAAGGCAGAAAGAGCCUGUCUGAGGGUUCACCUGAGAGAGAAGUACCGGCUCCCCAAGAGCGAACUGGAUGAGAACCAAAUACAGAUGGCUGGAGAUGACGUGGGGUUGCCAGAAGACCUCCAGAAGAUGGUGGCAGAGGAUCAGAUAGAGGAAGAGGACAAGGACUCUAUCCUGGGACAGUUGCAGAACAUUCAGAAUAUGGACAUGGACGCCAUCAAGGAAAAGGCACAAGCCACCUUCACCGAAAUCAAACAGGCUGCCGAGCAGAAAUGUUCUGUGAUGUAGGGGGGACCCCGGGGCUGCCCAUCCAACCCACCUCACAGGGGUGGGGGUGAGGGCGGGCAGAGGGGCACACUUAGCUCUAUGGCAAUACAUGUCAACAUGAGAGAGAGACAGAGACCAAAACCUCCCAGGGGGUACAUUUAGGUGCUGUAGUUGCUUAGAGUAAAGGCAGAAAUUAUUCUAUUUAUUUUUUUUAACAUAAUAUUUUUCCUCAAGGAAAAGAUGUCUUGAAAAGAAAAAAAAAAAGAGGAAAAAAAAAAAAAGCAAAUGCUGGGGGAAAAGCGUGCCUUUUCAAAGUGUUCAAAAUGCUACUAAAUGUGUCAUUGUCAGCUACAGCUGUGCUUCCACUGCAUAACCUAUAGGUAAUCACUCGUUCAAUACUGCUCUCAGAAAUAUACAUAUGUAAUUAAAACACCUCGUUCCAAAGAUUUUAAAGCAAAACCAGUAUUCAAAUGCAAGAAUUCUUUUAAAAAACAGAUUGUUUUUGAUCACCACUGUUGUAAAUAUAAAGGCAAAAAGUGAAGCAUAGAAUGCUACCUGGGACAGUCACAUUGCUGUGUGUGGAUGCCAUGGGGAGCUGCAGGACACUCAUAGCAAUGAGAUGUUGUGCACUAUAUCCCACACAGAGAUACACUGCCCUCUCACGUGGCUGAUGCAUAUAAUAGCACUCAUACAGGGCCCUGAUAUUAUGUAAAACGAAGCACUUUGUAAAUUCUUCACGAGCUGAUUUGUGAAUUAAAUGUGCAAAUGGGGAUACGUAGCACCUUCCUACAGGUUUGUAAGUCUCUUCUCUCUCAUUCUCCACCCAAUCAAAUAAAAAUAUCCUUUCAAAAUGAAAACCACUGAA